This is a messenger RNA of Varroa destructor (honeybee mite), 1431 nucleotides long. RefSeq lists its product as uncharacterized. NCBI's taxonomy places the organism in Eukaryota, Metazoa, Arthropoda, Arachnida, Mesostigmata, Varroidae. The record is from RefSeq and is a predicted model, not a curated record.
GUGUUCAAAUCGAACAUCUCAAACCCGAAAUCUGGAUAUUUCGUACACCCAUUAGAAACGAAACCGCUGUUACUGGUCUGUACAUGAUUGUGUGCUGCAUGCUCAAAUGUAUGACAUAAAAUUAGGUAUGGGACUAAUUGCUCCUAGUGAGGUUGCCUUUUUUGUGUCACUUGCUUUUAAUAAUACUGUGCAGGCUUUUGUGUCGCCUUUCCUUCGGUAGCUAUUUCCAAAAUGCGAGCAAAAACAGCGCUAAUUUGGGUAAGGAUAUAAAACUGAUUGAUCUCCGCCGUUUGCAGCGUCUGUAUAUGAAAGCGACAUAUAGUAUUAAGUGGAUACUAAUUCCGAGUCCACGAGAACCGCUGGGUGCAAAUAUCGAAGUCAUCGCAAAGCGGUUGCCAUACAUCACAAAUAACGAAGGUGUCUGACCUUAAUUAAGCGUCAGUGGAUUGUGCGGGUGAACUGGUCGAUUCACUCGUAGUUGUUCCUUCUCCCCCACGCAUACUACCUAGAGUUGUCCUACUGUGAGACCCUGCCAUGGGAGAUGAGGGGGAUUUUGGUGAAAGCUUCCGCAGUGAAGAGCCUGAGAGCACAGGAGAGACUGGAUCAACUGAAGGAGCAGGAGGUGAAGAUCUUGAGGCCCCACCUGGUGAAGGACCGAAACCUGGUGCGGAGGGUGCUGGUGAAAAAGGAGGUUCGAGUUGGCUAAUUGUGGCUGUUAUUUUGGUCGUGCUGGUUAUUGCGGGAGUGGUAGCGUACUUUGUCUUUAUAAAGGGAGGGGGCGAAAAAACGGCAGUCACUGAUCAGCCAGGACCGGUGGCCACUGAAGAACAAGGACAGAAACCUACUCCAGAGCCCGAGGCGAUUCCGUGUUUGAUGAGCAAGAGGCCUUUCCUCACCCACACGUUUACUGAAGUCGCUGACGUGUCGACACUCAUGAAGGCUCAAAGCGAGACAGCUGGCUCCUCUGCAGUUUUAGAAGUAAGAAGUUAGAUUUUGUAGUUCUCCCUUGGCUGACCCUCCAAAAAGUGCCUCCGGCCCAUAGUACACUUAGCACACUACCGCGGGAGAUGGCAUGAGGUGCGCGGUGCGCUCGUUCUUACAGCUGCCAUUACGCGUUUCUUCUGCGGGCGAAGCGUUAAUGGAUUUUGUACUCUUGUAAGAGACACCUUCCUUUCUCACAGGCCUCUAACGAUCUGAGAAUGUCUUAGGUCGUGCAUUAAGUUGGUUCUGGGGAUACGGUAAAAUGCAGUUUGUAACCGUUGUUAAAAAUUAUCUGCGUUCGCAUUAUUUUACGCGUUUGUUUUUGCCCCACAAGAAAGUUGAAGUGGGUUUCUUAUAUCCGUUACGAAGUGGGUUUCUUAUAUCCGUUACGAAGUGGGUUUCUUAUAUCCGUUACGAAGUGGGUUUCUUAUAUCCGUUACAAAGUGGGUU